UGAUAAUUAAAUUAAAAUUUAUGAAAAUCGCGAGCUCUUCUUUUUUUAAAUUUAAAUUAAAUUGAAAUAGGAUUAAUUAAUUAAAUUAAAUUAAACAAAUAUAUUCUACUCCCUUCCCUGAGGCAUGGCGUGAUAAUUCACGCGUGACGUGUCCUCGCGAUAUCGGAUCCGAUUUUCAAGCCGGCGCGGACGCUCGACGUCCAGCGUCGGUACGUUUGUCCACGCUACUUCCGACUGCACCGCGCUAGAAACCACUCGAAACGUCGUCAACCCCGCCGCCGACAUUGAAAACGGCCGUUAUUCCGGCCUUCCACCACUUUUCGAUUAAACAUCAAUCCGUUUUCUACGCGGGGACGAUCUUCAGUCCUCUCUUCAGCAUCCCGGAGUGCGGCCGAGCGAAAGCGGCAGGUGCGUGCGUUCGCAGCUUUCGUCUCGAUCCGUCCGCGUCGUUCAGGUCCAACCCCUGACAUGAUUUUGCUCGCGGAGCAUGCGCAAGGCACUAGAAUACUCGGCGUCGUCUUCGUCGGACGGCUGCAGCUGCUCCAACGACAGCCACUGCGCGCUGACUAGCCCCAGGUCGGACCCGGGGAUGUCGUCCAAACCAUCCGCCCCCCACUACCAGUCGCAGGGAUGCUGGGGCAGUCAGGAGUUCUACGGGGAGAACAACAACGUGUACUCCAAGUACGACCAGUACUCCAAGUACAAGCAGGCGGGGUCGUACCCGUCGGGCCAUCACCAGGACUACUACAGGAAGGAGCAGAGGAAGCAGUCGGGCUCCGCUGGGCUGGAGGUGAUGAAGAAGAGGCGACUGGCGGCGAACGCGAGGGAGCGCCGCAGGAUGAACAGCCUGAACGACGCGUUCGACAGGCUGAGGGACGUGGUGCCCAGUUUGGGGAACGACCGGAAGCUGAGCAAGUUCGAGACGCUGCAGAUGGCGCAGACGUACAUAGCCGCGCUACACGAGCUGCUUCAGCGCGACUGAGUGUGUGAGUGUUUGGUGACGCGCGCAGGUAUGUCGUGGUUUUUGGGUUAGGUUUGGUCUGCCCCGAGUUCAGGUCGGGACUCGAUUGGUCCGUGCAAUAUUAGCCGUUAAGAAUAUCAAGGAAAACCGUGUGCAAUAUAAAAUGUUGAUAUUUUUAAUAUUAGUUCUAGGAUCAGGCGUGUAUUUGUGGGCGGGGAAUUUUUGGUUAGGAAACGAGUAAACGGGUCAGUAAGAAAGUUGCCGUUUAAAAAUAGAUCUCCCGGCAUUGGUGGCGUGAGAAGUUUCCGACUUCAAAAAUGUUUUGCUUUAUUUUCCAACGCCACUCGUCCACUUCUCAUAACCGCGUUCUAAUUCUUCUUCUUGUUCUUCCUCUUCAACCUUUCACGUGCAAGGCGUAGGGAGGUUCAAUCAGUUCAGCGAUGAAAGAAAUUUUUUUUUCGUUCAAUUUGCACCUCCUGCUUCAAACGUUGCAAUAACUCUGCGUGGUAUUGGCCAGUGAAAAUCUUUUCAAUGCAUAUAACCUUGUUUGCCGAUAAGUCUUCUUCGGAGUUGGUUCCCCUUUUGCGACCCACUGUUUUGACUGUUCCUUAUUUGCAGGAGCGUAGUGAUGCACCUUGCAUGCAGCUUUCUUAUACUAUAUAUGUCGCACGCGUUCAGCUGUCAUCUCACAGGUCUCAGCUAUCUCACGACUUCCAACACAAUCAUUUUUGAAGUUGAAGUGAAUUCUCGUCAAUACGAUGGGAAGACUCACCCAGUCUCUUCUUUAAUUUGUUUCGGUGUGAAACCUUUCAAAUCUUGGUCAACCAGUGGCGUUCGCGGAACUAGUUUAAUUAAUUUAAAUAAUAAAAAAAAGCGACACGCCAGUGGUCCGUGGCGAUUUUACUAACAAACGACGACCACGUACCGCGGACGCCACUGAUUAUUUUAUCCGUGCUACAAAAGCGGCGUCCCAAAUCUAGAAGGGAUUUUUUUUUAAAUACGAACUUUUUUGCUUGUUUGUAGCUAAAGAAUCCGUCAUAAAGAAUCUACUCAGACUGUAGUUUAACGACCAUUAAAAAGGCCUUAAAACACUUAUCGUUUUCUCGUGUUCCAAAGUUUUCUUGACGAAAAACGUGUUGGUCUAAAAAUACCAGAGAACGUAAUUAAGAAGCGUUCUAAAUUUGCAUUUCGGAGUUUUUGAAAAAAAUAUAAUGGCUACCUUUGUAAUCACUCGGUGGAUAGAAUUUUUCGAAAGCAAGUAAGAGUUGCUGCAGUAUUGUUCGAAAAAUACGAUCAGCGUUGCCGGAACGUCUAACGAGGUCACUUUUACGAGAUGUUUCGAUAUUUCCAUAUUUCGUUUCUUCGACCGAAACGCUGAUAUCUUCGCCGGUACCAAUUUUAAAAAGUUCUUGUGGUCUGUGUUGUAAUAUUUAUGAAAAAACCCUUGAUUCGUUUUUCAAUGCCGGGUUUUUAAUCUUUUGUUAUCUGCAAUUCAAAAUGCCCGCCAAAUCGGUCAUAUUUUGCUGCCAUGCGUGUGAAAAAAAUUCCAAUAUAUGUAUUUUUUUAAUUAAAACAACAGUAUGACAAUAAUUGACUUUGUCCGACGGUCCCGAGGACUAGUACGGUACUGGAAUUUUCCUCCUCACUUUCGUACCUUCCAGAAUUAGAAUGUCUCUCGACUGUAACGGCAUUUUACGUUUACUGGGUAUUUUAUAUACGGAUAUUUUUAGUCGCCUAUGUUUGGGGUAUCUGAUUAGUAAUUUUUGUUUUCGCGUUACAACGAUACCGGGUGUUUCGGAAAACGCGAGUCGCAAAAUAAGUCAAUUAAAAAACCAGCGGCGCCGCUGUUCAGUUUUCAACGAAACAUGCGGCGCCCGUGAAACACCCUGUAUACGAACGCUAGUGCAAUACGUAGUCGUAAUAUAUAAUUAUAAUAUUUUAUUCGGUGAUACGCAAUUAAGUGCAAUAUAUAUAUUAAAUAUUAGGCGUAAGUUGUUAUCUAACUGUGUAAUUUUACGUAUACAGAUACAGGGUGUUCGGACAUGGAGUUCGCAAACUCAGAGGAAAUAUUCAACGUGCUAAGAUAAUGGCAUUAAUAUCGUAUAUUCGUAUAAUCGACUUUUUUAUUCUCGACCCGGAUACCCCGUACAUCUAAUUUACUGAAAGGAUAUCGUGAUAUGAAUUUUUGAAGUGAAAAUUUUUCAAAACAGUAUGCUACAAAUUAAAAAAUUUUAAAACAAGUCGAUGCUAUAACGCGUUUAAUUUAAGUGACACGAAUACCUUCAACAUUUCCUGAAAUAAAAAAUUAUUAAUGAUAUUCGGGAAUUAAACAGUAUACAACGUUAAAUACAAUUCAUUUUCAAAAUACCCACCGUUCAUUUCUAAACAUUUUCUUAUAAAUUUUGAAAAAAUAACACGACAAAAUACGUGUAACCUAUUUCUAUUAUUUUUUGUCGUAGAUCAUUGAUAUCUGCUAUGGGUGUUUCAUACACUAAAUACUUUAAGUGCUCCCAAAAAAGAAGUCCAUCGGAUUAAGGUCUGGUGAGCGAAGUGGCCUAGCUAGAGGUCCGCCCCGACCUAUCGCCAUCUUGCAUUAACAUGUUUUGUCUGCACUGCAAGGGUACAUCUUCAAGCAAAAGUGGUGGUUCCUCUUGGAGGAAUUACAAAAUACAUUUCCUCAUGAGGUGAGGUGCUAUAAGAUUAUCGCCUAUAAUCCCUGCCCAUACAUUUAAAGAAAACCAACGCCGAUGUUGGCUUCUCAUGUUUCACUCUCAAUUGCCCAUCACCCUUGUACAGUGCUUAAACCCUUUCAUGAAAGUGCCGAAUAUCAAUUUAAUUCAAAACUUCCCAAGCAAUUCUUUCUGCAUUCUGCAUUUCCCUUUGCUCUUCAGUAGCAACAAUGCAUAUCGCGAUGAUGAUGAUAAAAUUCAAGUCGUGAAUCAAAAAUCGAUAACGCUUAUCGACUUAAAACGAGAGCAACAAUUUUUGAAGAUUUGUGAUUCUGCUUCUGUUCUAUUUUGCAAUAUCAGUCCAAAUAAUUAAAAUGCAGGCAAAAUUAAAAAAAUAUUCCAGAAAAAGCGCCCUCUGGUGACAGAUUUAUGAAACGAAUACCAGCCAAAUUAAGUCCCCUGCGUUAAAAAUAAAAUUAAAAAAAAAUACGACUUCGAAUGUGUGUUACAUGACGUACUAACAUUAUUUUGCCGUUUUACCUCCAAUUUUCCGAAUUCAUUUUCAGAACA
This is a messenger RNA of Cylas formicarius (sweet potato weevil), 4200 nucleotides long. Its product is annotated as basic helix-loop-helix transcription factor amos-like. NCBI's taxonomy places the organism in Eukaryota, Metazoa, Arthropoda, Insecta, Coleoptera, Brentidae. The transcript has a single exon. Bases 488 to 982 code for a protein of 164 amino acids. Gene Ontology annotation, molecular function: protein dimerization activity. The record is from RefSeq and is a predicted model, not a curated record.